GUAUUUUGAGUUUUAUGAAGGGCCUUUGGAAUACAACUCUACCAAAUGUCUGGAAUUACGGCAGGACAUCAUUGAGGUGAAGGUUUUGUCUAUGGUGAAACAAACUGAAUUGUUUGACAGAUGGAAGAGCCUACAGAUGUGCAAGUGGGAGAUGAAUGUCACAGAAGCUAAUUUAUUCAAGUCUACUUUGUCAAGGUGUUGCAAUGCUCCUGCCUUUCUGUUCACCACCCAGAAAAAUACUCCUUUGGGAACUAAGCUGAAAUAUGAAGUGGAUACUAGCGGAAUCUUCCACAUCAACCAAGAAAUCUUCAAAAUGUUUCCAAAGGAUAUGCCAUACCACCGCUCCCAGUUUAAGAAAUGCGCGGUGGUUGGGAACGGAGGAAUUCUGAAGAACAGCAGAUGUGGCCGGGAGAUUGACAGUGCAGACUUCGUGUUUCGAUGCAAUUUGCCUCCUAUAUCUGAGAAAUACUUCACGGACGUUGGGGUAAAGACGGAUGUUGUGACUGUCAAUCCCAGCAUAAUUACUGAAAGAUUCCAUAAGCUGGAGAAAUGGAGGAAACCCUUCUACGACGUGCUCCAGGUCUACGAGAACGCUUCCGUGCUGCUGCCAGCUUUCUACAACACUCGCAACACGGACGUUUCAAUCCGGGUCAAAUAUGUCCUGGAUGAUUUUGAAUCUCAGCAAGCUGUUUAUUACUUUCACCCCCAGUAUCUCAUCAAUGUCUCACGCUACUGGCUCGGCCAAGGGGUGAGGGCCAAGCGGAUUAGCACGGGGCUGAUCCUGGUGACUGCUGCCCUGGAGCUCUGUGAAGAGGUCCACCUUUUUGGCUUUUGGGCCUUCCCCAUGAACCCCUCAGGGAUUUUUAUAACUCACCACUACUAUGACAAUGUGAAACCUCGGCCUGGUUUUCAUGCUAUGCCCUCAGAAAUCUUCAACUUCCUCCACAUGCACAGCAAGGGGAUCCUGCGGGUUCAUACAGGAACCUGUAGCUGCUGUUGACAGGGACACUUCUUCCUCUGAGGCAAAAGUGUAACAGGCACUCAAUGUCUCUGUAUGGUGAAGGAGGUUUUAUUACACCCUGAGAUUAUGCAAUAAUUAUUUGAUAUAAAUGUCCUCAAGGCAUUGCAUCCCAUAGGAUCUAGGAUACCAGCAUCUUUCCUGCUAGCAGAGUUGGGUCCGUAACAGUACAGGAGAAGCAAAACUCCUCUGCCC
Messenger RNA from Eurypyga helias (sunbittern), 1213 nucleotides. It is a transcript of the gene ST8SIA5, whose product is annotated as ST8 alpha-N-acetyl-neuraminide alpha-2,8-sialyltransferase 5. Gene Ontology annotation, biological process: N-glycan processing; oligosaccharide metabolic process. The annotation marks the transcript as partial. NCBI's taxonomy places the organism in Eukaryota, Metazoa, Chordata, Aves, Eurypygiformes, Eurypygidae. Gene Ontology annotation, molecular function: alpha-N-acetylneuraminate alpha-2,8-sialyltransferase activity. The record is from RefSeq and is a predicted model, not a curated record. The transcript is spliced from 6 exons.